Molecule: messenger RNA, 3612 nt
Organism: Aspergillus caelatus
Lineage: Eukaryota; Fungi; Ascomycota; Eurotiomycetes; Eurotiales; Aspergillaceae
Exons: 2
Coding region: 1-3612 (1203 amino acids)
Biological process (GO): nucleoside metabolic process
Cellular component (GO): kinesin complex
Molecular function (GO): catalytic activity; protein binding; ADP binding
Source: RefSeq, a predicted model, not a curated record
AUGCGUCCAAAGGACCGUAGCGAAUUUAGCGUCGCCAUUAUCUGCGCACUUCCAGUGGAGGCGGAUGCCGUGAUAGGGUUGUUCGAUGAAUUCUAUGAUCGAUACGGUGACCAGUACGGCAAACAUCCCAGGGAUGCCAACACCUAUACAGUGGGAAGAAUAGGGACACACAAUGUUGUCCUAUGCCAUUUGCCCGAAAUGGGGAAAGUAAGUGCAUCGAGUGUGGCGGCAAAUAUGAAGUUCAGCUACACUGAAGUCAGUCUGGCGUUGGUUGUUGGGGUCUGUGGGGGAGUCCCUCUGCUGCCGUCCAGCAAGACUCCGAUUUUCCUAGGCGAUGUCAUUAUCAGCAAUGCGGUUGUCCGAUAUGAUUAUGGCAGACAAUACCCAGAUGGGUUUAAGAGAAGGGAAGGCCUCACAUAUACCCUGGGAAGGCCAAACCUAGAAAUCCGGACUCUGCUUAGCCGAUUGGAAACAAGCAUGGCACGCAGCGACUUGCAGAAUGACAUUUCUCAGUGCCUUGAGGUGCUGCAACGAUCAGACUCAUGUUGGCAAUAUCCAGGCAAUGCAUGCGACGUUCUCUUUGACGGUUCUUAUCACCACAAGCACCAUCGACUGGCUGCUUCUGUGGAAUGCCUGUGUUUCAAUAGUGAAUCCCCUGAUCGGAUAUGUCAGGAGGCUCAGAAGAGCAGUUGCGAUAGCCUAGAGUGUGACGAGAACCGCAUUAUCCGUCGUCGAUCUGAUACAACCAGGGCAUCAAUCCACAUCGGAACAAUUGCCUCUGGUGACAUGGUCAUGAAGUCUGGAGAGCAUCGUGACAAGCUGGCAAAGGAUGAUGACGUUGCUGGCUUCGACAUGGAAGGGGCAGGAGUUUGGGAUGAACUGCCAUGCAUCAUUAUCAAGGGUGUAUGUGACUAUGCAGAUAGCCACAAGGAUAAGAAGUGGCAAGCAUAUGCCGCAGCAACUGGCGCAUCAAGUGCAAAAGCUUUCUUGCGGUAUUGGAGUCCUGCCUCCAGAGAAGGUGUUAAACCAAAGAACUCUCACUGGAUGAUUCCUUUUGACAGAAAUUUACAAUUUGUUGGGCGUCAGAAUGAGAUUGCAGAGCUAGAAAAGUUGAUCUUUGAAAGGCAAGGCCCUGGCAAGAUCGCUAUUAGCGGACUGGGAGGGGUUGGAAAGACUCAUGUUGCAUUGGAGCUAGCUUAUCGUGUUCGAGAAAGAGAUCCUGAGUGCUCCGUUUUCUGGAUCCCAUGCACUAGCCCUGAAAUCAUUGAGCAGACGUAUAUGAACAUCACUCAGAUGCUUGGGAUGCAAGAUGUUAAGCCGGCAGAAGCAAAAGAGCAAGUCAAGGAUUAUCUUAGUCAUAAGAGCGCUCUUAAAUGGCUUCUUAUCUUUGACAACGCAGAUGAUAUGGAUAUGUGGACCAAGAGCAGCAAUCGUGCUCCAGCACUGAAGGACCUUAUGCCUCGAACUGAGCAAGGUCGAAUCAUCUUUACUACUCGCAAUAGACAGCUGGCUGUAAAGCUAGCCCCCACUGAAAUCUCGAUCUCCAAGGUAGACGAAGAGACUGGUAUAAAGAUGCUACAAAUGGCAUUGCCUGGGGAAGACUUGUCCGAUGACCGCGGAAUCGCCGUUGCCCUUUUGAGUCAGCUGACCUUCCUGCCCUUAGCAAUCAUGCAAGCGGCAGCAUUCAUCAAGGAGAACAGCAUCAGCCUCGGUGACUAUCUAACUCUGCUACAGGAGCAGGAACCAGAGGUGGUUGAGCUCCUGAGUGAGGAUUUUGAGACAGAAGGGCGUUAUCAGGAUGUUCCAAACCCAGUAGCAACUACCUGGUUAGUCUCAUUUCAACAAAUCCAACAGAUCGAUCAACUGGCUGCUGAAUAUCUCUCAUUCAUGGCUUGCGUCAACCCACGAAAUAUACCACAGUCCCUUCUGCCACCAGCAAAGUCCAAGAUAAAAAUGGUCAAGGCUCUAGGGCUUCUCAGUGCCUAUUCAUUUAUUUCUGACCAAGCUAAGAAUAACCCUCUUAACCUUCAUCGACUUGUAUAUCUAGCGACUCGCAGCUGGAUGAGGAGAAACCAACAAUUCAACCUAUUUAUACGCAAAACAGCAGAAAGACUAACCGAAGCUUUCCCCAACAAUGACCACACUAAUAGGAAUCUGUGGCGGAUAUAUUUACCCCAUGCAUUAUCUUUGCUAGAAGAGGAUGAGUUUAAACGUCAACAAGAACAAUACAUUGACUUGCUCAAAAAUGUUGGGGAAUGUCUGGUUAGUGAUGGGAGAUACAAUGAGGCAGAAUCGUUGCUUUGCGACGCCGGGAACAUAGAGCAGAAGCGAAAUGGCGAAGCACACCCUUCAACUCUCACCAGCAUGAGCAAAUUGGCAUCAGUAUACAUUGGCCAAGGUCGAUUCACAGAAGCGGAAACGCUCAAUGUUCAAGUGUUAGAGACCAGAAACCAGAUACUAGGUCCAGAAAACCCUGAGACUCUGAUGACAAUGGGCGAUCUCGCAAGAGUGUACUACGAGAAAGGACACUACAAGCAAGCAGAAACACUCAGACUGCAGGCCCUGAAAGUCAUGAGAGAGGUACUAGGUCCAGAGCACCCUGAUACUCUGUCUAGUAUGGCACACCUACGAAAUAUCUACCACAUCCAAGGAAAGUUAAAACAGGCAGAAGAGCUCAGUCUACAGGUCUUAGAGCACCGGAAGAAAGUGCUAGGCCCUGAGCAUCCAUCAACCUUGGUCAGUGUAACAAAUCUGGCAUCUGUGUACCGAUCCCAAGGCCGAUACAAGAAGGCAGAAGAGCUUCAUUUACAGGUAAUAGAGAAAAAGAAGAACAUGCUAGGUUCUGAGCAUCCAUUCACGCUGAGCAGUAUGUUCAACCUGGCCGCAGUGUAUCGGAAUCAAGGUCGAUUAGAAAAAACAGAAGAGCUGGAGAGACAGGUAGUAGAGAUUCGGAAGCGAGCGUUGGGCCCAGAGCAUCCUCGGACUUUACUCAGUAUGGCCAACCUGGCAUUGACUUACUGGCAGCAAGCAAAAUUGCAGCAAGCAGAAGAGCUUGGGGUACAUGUGCUCGAAGCUAGAAAGCGAGUGCUAGGAUCGGAGCAUCCCUCUACUCUGACCGGUAUACAUAACCUGGCAUUGACGUAUUUCAGUCAAGCAAAGUGGCAACAGGCAGAAGAAUUGAGAACGCAGGUGCUAGAGUGCCAGAAGAAGAUCCUAGGGCCAGAGGAUCCCAUCACCAUAACCAGCAUGGUGAAUCUUGCUUACAUCUGGUACUGCAAAGGUAGAAAAAAUGAUUCGAUUAGCUUAAUGACUAAGUGCGUCCGCCUUCGUGAGAAAUGUCUGGGUCCCAAACAUCCUGACACAUUGGACGCGAAGGAGGUGCUCGGACAAUGGGAAGAAGAAGAAGAAGAAGAAGAAGUUGAUGAUGAUGAUGAUGAUGAUGAUGAUGAUGAUGGUGAUGGUGAAGACUGGUGUCAAGUUUCCAAUGAAUCUCCACAAACGUCAAAACAAGUGGAAAACAAUUCAUCAGAUAAAGACCUAACUGUGGUGUUGCCGGCCGGCGCCCUUAGCUGUCGAAACAAUAGACGAGCUGACGCCAAAUCCGAAGGCUAG